Molecule: messenger RNA, 1985 nt
Organism: Oncorhynchus gorbuscha (pink salmon)
Lineage: Eukaryota; Metazoa; Chordata; Actinopteri; Salmoniformes; Salmonidae
Product: tribbles homolog 1-like
Exons: 3
Coding region: 421-1491 (356 amino acids)
Biological process (GO): regulation of MAP kinase activity; positive regulation of proteasomal ubiquitin-dependent protein catabolic process; protein phosphorylation
Cellular component (GO): nucleus
Molecular function (GO): ATP binding; mitogen-activated protein kinase kinase binding; protein kinase activity
Source: RefSeq, a predicted model, not a curated record
CUGCUCUGUGCUACAGCUAGACUUGUCUCUCUCUCCGUACAGCCGGGAGAAUUUCACUCCAGAAAGUACAACGCGAUCUCUCUGGACAUCCUCUCUCCAGUCCAGACGGACCUUUGAGAGACCCUUUUGGGGACUGGACUGGGGCUGUCCCCAAAAAGCGACGACAGGGUUUGACACAGAAACUGUAUUUGAAGGAUACAUUCCACUACCAGAUUCUUGAUGCAGCAUACAAAUAGAUUUAACCUGAGAAGUAAGAGUUGCAGUUUGGUGAAAAGCGUUGGGACAGCAGCUGCUCCAUGCGCAUAGGAAGCUACAAUAAUGAAAAGCACAAUUUGCCAUUAAUCAUAAAAGUAAUCUGAUUUGGAUACAAUAAACGGUUUAUUGAUUCGCGUUUGCAGAGUGAUAAUUUGCUCUAUUAAAAUGAUAAACGUUAAGUGGAGCAACCCGAUCCCAUGCAUCCGCACGAGAAGAGUCGGACAGAAACGGGAGGACUCAGAAACGGGUGAAGAACUGGUGUCUAAAUGCGCCAGGCUGAGUGAGUCUCCGGGUGACGCGGGGCUCCUCGGUAGCUCGCCGGGGUCACUGCUGUCCCCGGUCACCUUGAGCGGCCUGACCCAUCAAGGUCCGUCCCGGAUAGGCCAGUUUCUGCUCCUACAUAUGGCUGAAAGGGACAGGAUGCACAGCGCACUCAACAUUGACACUGGAGACGCGCUGGUGUGUAAGGUGUUUGACAUGGGUCUGUACCAGGAGAAGAUCCGGGCCUACCGCAUCCUGCCGGUCCACAGGAACAUCAGCUGUAUCCGAGACAUUGUCCUGGGAGAGCGUUGGGCAUACGUCUUCCUAGAGAAGGACCACGGGGACAUGCACACCUUCGUUAAGAGCUGCAAGCGUUUGGACGAGGAGCGGGCGGCACAGCUCUUUCACCAGGUGGCGUCGGCCGUGUCACACUGUCACCAGCAUGGCGUCGUAUUAGGAGACCUGAAGCUACGCAAGUUUGUCUUCUCUGACAGGAAAAGGACCCAUGUGAAGCUGGAAGGCCUGGAGGACUGCAGGGUUCUAGAAGGAGAAGAUGACUCCAUGUCAUACACCUAUGGCUGCCCAGCCUAUAUCAGCCCAGAGAUCCUGAACGUCUCCAGCUCCUACUCCGGGAAGCAGGCGGACGUCUGGUCCCUAGGGGUGAUGCUCUACACUAUGCUGGUGGGACGCUACCCUUUCCACGACCCAGACCCAGCUACCCUCUUCUCCAAGAUCCGCCGGGGCCAUUGCUGCCUACCCGAGAGCCUCUCUCCCCGGGCCAAGUGCAUGCUGCGAUCCCUGCUGAGGAAAGAACCAUGGGACAGACUGACUGCCGCCGAGGUGCUUAUCCAUCCGUGGUUCCACACCACUGCCGCCAACGGACAGGAAACAGGGGUCAGUGAACAGGAAGUGGGCUCAGUGGAACAGACAGUGCCUUCCUGUGAUGUGGAAGAGGAGGAUGAUCUGUUCUGUUGAUCGAUGGGAUACUGACUCAACCCCUCGAGUGGAAUCGGACCAAAACAUGCUCAAAUGUUACUUUCAAGAGGGUUUAAAUUUUAUUUCGAUUUGUUUUUGGAUAAUGGUCUAUAAUAGUGUUUCAUCUAUGUGUGUUAGAUUAAGGGAAUUGUGUGAAGUACUCCACCAUCAUUGUGCGUUGUGUGUGUUCACAAGAAGUAAUUUGGUGCUAAAAACCAGCUCACCGUCACAUGAUGAUGUUUUAUUAGAGUAGAUUAAAGAUACAAUCUGCUGUUCAAACCGACACCCUGACACUGUUUUGGUAAAUAGCUGAGGGAAUAACAGAGUAGAAACUCAGGGGCUAAUAGAGGUGUGGGAAAGUGUAUAUUUCUACCCUGAGUACUGAACUGACAUCUGUCUAUUUCUACCCUGAGUACUGAACUGAUAUAUGUCUAUUUCUACUCUGAGUACUGAACUGAUAUCGGACUAUUUCUACGCUGAGUACUGAACUGACA